Paraglomus brasilianum is the source of this 417-nucleotide messenger RNA. The record is from the annotation of a GenBank genome assembly. NCBI's taxonomy places the organism in Eukaryota, Fungi, Glomeromycota, Glomeromycetes, Paraglomerales, Paraglomeraceae.
AUGGGAAAAGUUGUGUGGAGUCAAUGGGCAAAUCUCAUAGCCAUUGUUGCUGGUGUCUUUGAAGUUGUUGGCGGGGUAUUUGGUUUAUUUUACAGGCUUUCUAUGUGGGAGCAGGUGACAAGCAUAUUCAAUGCCUUUGUGAUUCCAAUCAACGUCAUUGCAAUAGUUUGCAUAGUUUUUGGGCUGGCAAUCUUGGCCAUCGAAGUACCACUACCACUUUUCAAAGGUUCCUUCUUCACGAGAACCUACGUUCCCCGCAUAGUGCUUUAUACCAUCUUUGCUGCCGUUUCAUUCAUCGACUAUCAAAAUGUCAAUCCUGGAUUAUACAUGUACAUUUCAUGUCUUAUGUAUACGAUAGCCUUGGCUAAAGGAGAGAACAAAGUGGCACCAAAGGAGACUCGUGGGUUAAAGGUUUAA